GGUUCCCGCUCGUCACACAUCUGAUGGCCAAGGAGCUGCAGCUCUUCUACGUUUACACAAGCGCCGUUGCGCUCUGGCUGCUGAUUCUCAUUCAAUGGGCACGCCAUGCCAAAACUCACAGCGAGGUCCCAAAUGGACUGCACCGCACCGUGUUUAUGCUGCCGAUUCUGUUCCUCGGGGCUGCGUUGCUGAACUGGAUCUCGCUCGCCUAUCUUGGAUACUUUGGGGGUCGCCAGUGGCUGUGCCAGUCGCUGAUCUACCCAGUCGAGUUUGCGCCGGAAUUCUGGCUGCUCGUGUGCCUCUUCCUGAUCGCCAAGGGAUGGUAUAUCAUGCGCAGAUGGCUGGCGCCUGUUGAGAUUCGGACGAUUGUCAUUCUCUCGGCGCUGCUAGCAGCCGUUAUGAUCUUGAACCGAUACAUGGACAGUGGAUCAAUGAUUGGCGUCGUGAUCUGUGGCUCGGCCUACAUGAUUCAAGUACUCUGGAUCAUACGCCAGAGCAUUGACCAGCUUCAGGGCCAUAUCGACACUAUCGAGCUUUCUCUCCCUGCAGCGGACUUUAUUGGCCGCGAUGACGUCGAAAACAAAAGACGAAUUGCAAACGGACGGGCCGACGGUCAGCCGAUUCACUGGCUCCUUCUCGACGACAAGUGGCAGCUCCUGGAGCCGUAUGUCCAGAAAGCCGAGAUAAUCGACCGCUCGCAAAACAUCAUCAGUACAUACGCCUUGGGCACAUGCGUGAACCUCUUGAUGCAAUUCUUUGGCCAAGCACCAUCGGAAUAUGUGUCCACGACCUUCACCCAGCUCCUCCAUAUGUUUUUGGUGAUCUGGAUAGGGAUUCUGCUCCGGGCACGCCGUCCCGUCGAGGUUGUGGUUAUCCCGCCCUCCCGCCACGCCGCGCUUGCUCGACAGAUGUAGGCGUGCUGGCGUGAGUGAAAGCAGCCAGCAUGGUGACAUGUACAGCUUCCCAGCGGCAAUCGAGGGCUGCAGUUGGAGGAUGAACACGGACCGAGUCGUACCAUG
Messenger RNA from Polychytrium aggregatum, 1019 nucleotides. RefSeq lists its product as uncharacterized. Bases 24 to 914 code for a protein of 296 amino acids. Lineage: Eukaryota; Fungi; Chytridiomycota; Chytridiomycetes; Polychytriales. The transcript is spliced from 6 exons. The record is from RefSeq and is a predicted model, not a curated record.